AUGGGCUCGUCGACAGCAUCGUCCAACAAGCUCCUCGUCCUCAUCGGCUCCGGGCCCGGCAUCGGCACAGCAACCGCUUCCCUAUUCGCCUCAAAGGGCUUCAACAUUGCGCUCCUCUCGCGCAACGCCGAGCGCCUCAAGCAGGAUGUCCAGACCGUCCAGUCCGCAGCAUCAUCCGACAAAUCGGUCAAAGUCGAGUCCUUCGCCGUCGACGUAGCAGACCACACCGCCCUCAAAUCCACCCUCGACAAAGUCGCAGAUUCUCUCGGAUCUCCCGAAAUAGUGAUCUACAACGCCGCGCGCGUCGGCCCCAGCCAAUUUGGGGAGUUCACCGCCGAUGAACUGCUCCAGGAUUUCAAGGUCAUUAAUGUGGGGAUCUAUGCUGCUGCCGUCUGGGCUCUGCCGCAUCUAGCGGAGAGUGCUAAACAGGGUGGAAAGGCGUCCUUCUUCCUCUCCGCCAGUGGUAUUCGGCAGCAGCCGUUGAACCCGUUCUUUUCAUUGUCGAUGCAGAAGGCGGCACAGUGUAAUUUUUUGAAGUCGUUUGAUCAGAUUGCUGGUCCACAGGGCGUGCAUGUGGCGUGGUUGGAUAUCAAUGGGAUCGUGAGUCCUGAGGAUAAGUAUUGUUCGCCGAAGUUGGUGGCGGAACAGCAUUGGAGGCUGUACCAGCAGGAGAGGGCGCAGUGGGAGCAUGGAUCGAAUGGCAGGAUUACCAAUGAUGAGCAGUAUGAGGGCAAGGAGGCCGAGGAGGGUGAGAGCGUCUGGGCUGCGCUCGAUGAGCCUGUGGGUGUUGAGGAUGAUGUUGGUGUUGACCCUGUCGUUGGCGAAGAUAUUGAUGAUGAGUCGGAGCAGAAGAAGAGCAGGGUCGCCGGUGUUCCAACAGUACAAGUCGUGAUCGGCGCGUUGGUGGUGUUGGGAUCGUCGGAGCAGCAGCGGAUGUUCUCGAAGCACAUCUCGCCCCUCUCCGUUCCGUUAGGGCCCUCCUGUCCAGUUAGCGGCUGCGAGACGUCAAUCAUGAGGCCUUUGCAGCAGUAUAUCGUCCAGUCCAGCAGGAUGACUUCUGCACCACACUCGAAUGGGUCGUAG
Molecule: messenger RNA, 1083 nt
Organism: Cyphellophora attinorum
Lineage: Eukaryota; Fungi; Ascomycota; Eurotiomycetes; Chaetothyriales; Cyphellophoraceae
Exons: 3
Coding region: 1-1083 (360 amino acids)
Source: RefSeq, a predicted model, not a curated record